This is a messenger RNA of Amoebophrya sp. A25, 2025 nucleotides long. Lineage: Eukaryota; Dinophyceae; Syndiniales; Amoebophryaceae. The record is from the annotation of a GenBank genome assembly.
CAGCUCUAACUAAAUCCACUGCAAAAUUCAAGGAUCAAAAGGUCGCGCAGUGCCAUCUUCUAGAGAUCAUCAGGAUGGCUAGGCGAUCAAUCACAUGUGACUGCUAUGUGUUGCUCUUUUGAGAGAUCUAAAUAUGUCUCACGCAAUUAACAUCGCGAGGAACAGAUUACAGGCGAAGAUCUAAUAUCGAAGACGGAUGGCCUCCAGAAAGAGGUGAGAUCUCUGUGACGUCCCUGUUCGAUGAUCAAGUCCUAAAGCCUACCGAACAUAGCACAGCGAUCCGGAUCUUUUCAAUGUAAACUGCGAUCCACAAAGUUCGGAUGUCAUCCAAUCAAAAUCUAAAACGAAGAACUUCAUUAGAUGGGAAUUUGCUCUUCUAACUGAUGUGAUCUUCUAAACAUAAUUGUGCGUGUGUGGGUAAGCUGAUUGUGAUCUCUCAUCAACUUCUAAUUGUCGCGACCUUCUCUUUAUCUACUUCUUGACAGGGAAACUAGGACAAGUGUGUUUUGCUCCUCAUAAAGAAGCAAUAGAACCAACAAAAUGGCGGUCCGUGGCAACAACGUCAUUCCGAACAACCACUUCCGUAAGUGGUGGCAAAAGUACGUCCGCACCUGGUUCAACCAGGCCGGCCGCAAGAAGACGCGCCGCAAUGCCCGUGAGGCCAAGAAGGCUAAGAUUGCCCCGCGUCCGUUGGGCCUCCUCCGCCCGGCUGUGCACCCGCCGACUGUCCGAUACAACUUCAAGCUCCGUGCCGGACGUGGUUUCACCAAGGACGAGCUGAAGAAGGCCGGUAAACACCCUAUAUUUUUCUUUUCUGUGUUGGUUUUAGACCCCGAUUUUUCGUGUCUCGGAAUUUCUAGGUAGUAUGAACGUUCAAUAGUACAGAACAUCCCGGACUGAAAGAUUUCCUUUGGCAUUUAGGUCUAAGAACUCUCUCGGUCCGCAAGAUAGAGUGUAUUGCAUUGUUUCUAGCCAGAUCUAAAUCAAUUCAAUCUAAUCGACUUUCCAAUCAAAAUUUAGGUAUCCCGAAGAAGAAGGCUCAGUCCAUCGGUAUUGCAGUUGACCACCGCCGCAAGAACAAGAGCCAGGAGUCUCUCGAUGAGAACGCCGCUCGCCUCGAGGAGUACAUGAGCAAGCUCAUGGUUAUGCCGCGUAAGAGCAAGGCCAAGAAAGGUGAUACCCCGCGCAGUGAGUUGGAGGUAAAAAAGUCUAGUUUUCAGCUCUGUCUGACUAAGUCUUAGCCGUAGCCAUUCGAUUUGAGAAACGAUACUCUAACUGUGAGCUCGGUCGUUCAGUCUUUAGGACAUUGUGUGUAGUGUCAAAUUUCGUGAGCCUAAUGGCUUGUGCAUGCAUCGUUUUUCCAGGACAUUUUUUUAGAAAGACAAAUUUUACCUCAAUCUCAUUCUACAGGGCGCUGUCCUCGCCGCUCCGUGCAAGACUCUUCUCCCGAUCAAGAAGCCGGAGCUUCGCGUGAAGUCCCGAAAGAUCACCGCUGAGGAGAAGGCUACUUCCGCCUACAAGAUCCUCCGUAAGGCUCGCGUCGACAAGAAGAUGUUCGGUCGCCGCCUGAAGCGCGCUGCCGCCAAGGCCGCUGCCCAGAAGGAGAAGUAAGCAGACAACUUACUAGUCAUCUACCUCCGCAAGAGUUGUGGCAACAAGGGACGUUGAGUAGCGAGAUUACAUCGUGAGCUUCUUUCUCAACUUCGUGUUCUGCUGCAACCACUUCUGACAAGGGAUCAUCGAAUGCGGACGAUGCAGAUGGCAAGGUGGAUCCACGACGAAGAGACGCCUAAAAAGAGUGAAAUUCAGAUGAGGAGAACACACACGUCAAGUCACCGGCUUUGUUCACAGAGAUAUCGCACUGAGCGUAUGGCUGCAACUCUGCAGGAUCGAAAAAUCAUUUCGCUUCGCGGGUGGACGAUGCAAACAUAUUCUUCUGUGUAUCUCAUGAGAAGCCUUAGACAACAAAAAAGAGCCUUAGUAGUGGCAGUGUUUCUGCCCACCAGACGAAAAAGAAGCCGUCAC